This is a messenger RNA of Olea europaea var. sylvestris, 1741 nucleotides long. RefSeq names its product WD-40 repeat-containing protein MSI1-like. Gene Ontology annotation, cellular component: nucleus. Lineage: Eukaryota; Viridiplantae; Streptophyta; Magnoliopsida; Lamiales; Oleaceae. Gene Ontology annotation, biological process: regulation of gene expression. Gene Ontology annotation, molecular function: histone binding. The record is from RefSeq and is a predicted model, not a curated record. The coding region runs from base 244 to 1518 and encodes 424 amino acids. The transcript has 6 exons.
UCAUUCAUGGCAAAGCGCAGAAAGUAAAAGCCUACUGCGUAGUGCCACUAGAAAAAUCUUGUUCCCUCCAAUUUCCCAACCCUGUCAAAAUUCACGCCGAGACUACCCACAAAGGCCGAACCGCACAGCCACCGUACCCCAGAGAAAGCUAAAAUCUGUCCAAACUGAAAAUUCAGACUUGAAAUUUUCUGACUUUUCAAUAACUUCAUUCAAUUUAAAGAACCCAGAAGGAGAAAGGGAAAAAUGGGGCGAGACGAGGACGAGAUGCGGGGGGAGAUUGAGGAGAGGCUAAUUAACGAGGAGUACAAGAUUUGGAAGAAGAACACUCCGUUUCUUUACGAUCUGGUGAUUACUCACGCGCUUGAGUGGCCGUCGCUCACCGUUGAAUGGCUGCCGGACAGGGAAGAGCCUCCGGGGAAGGAAUAUUCCGUCCAGAAGAUGAUUCUUGGGACUCACACUUCUGAGAAUGAACCCAAUUAUCUAAUGUUGGCCCAGGUCCAGCUCCCGCUAGAGGAUGCUGAAAAUGAUGCCCGCCAUUAUGAUGAUGAUCGAUCGGAUUUUGGGGGAUUUGGGUGCGCAAAUGGAAAGGUGCAAAUAAUUCAGCAAAUAAAUCAUGAUGGGGAGGUUAAUCGGGCUCGUUAUAUGCCCCAAAACCCAUUCAUUAUUGCCACCAAGACAGUUAGUGCUGAAGUAUAUGUUUUUGAUUAUAGCAAACAUCCGUCUAAGCCUCCUUUAGAUGGUGCUUGCAAUCCUGAUUUGAGGUUGAGGGGUCACAAUACAGAAGGCUAUGGUUUAUCAUGGAGUCAAUUCAAGCAGGGUCAUCUAUUGAGUGGCUCAGAUGACUCCCAAAUAUGCCUGUGGGACAUCAAUGCAACUCCAAGGAAUAAGACUCUGGAUGCCAUGCAAAUUUUUAAGAUUCAUGAAGGUGUUGUAGAAGAUGUAGCAUGGCAUCUCAGGCAUGAGUACUUGUUUGGUUCGGCUGGGGAUGAUCAGUACCUGCACAUAUGGGAUCUCCGUACUCCAUCUGGCAGCAAGCCUAUUCAAUCUGUAGUUGCUCAUCAAAGUGAGGUGAACUGUUUAUCUUUCAAUCCUUUCAACGAGUGGGUUGUGGCAACGGGGUCUACUGACAAGACCGUUAAGUUAUUCGAUCUACGCAAGAUUUCAACUUCACUUCAUACCUUUGAUUGUCACAAGGAGGAGGUUUUCCAGGUUGGAUGGAAUCCAAAGAACGAGACCAUCUUAGCUUCUUGUUGUCUUGGUAGGCGACUCAUGGUGUGGGAUCUUAGCAGGAUUGAUGCAGAACAGACGCCAGAGGAUGCUGAAGAUGGGCCUCCAGAGUUGCUUUUUAUUCACGGUGGUCAUACAAGUAAAAUUUCAGACUUCUCGUGGAACCCAUGUGAAGAUUGGGUGGUUGCAAGCGUGGCCGAGGAUAACAUACUACAAAUCUGGCAAAUGGCUGAGAAUAUUUAUCACGACGAAGAUGAUCUACCCGGAGAUGACUCCACUAGAGGAACCUAAUGUUUAUUUACGAAGAAUGUAUUUGGGGCAUAUUUCUUCUGUAGAGAUGUAUUAUUAUGUAUUAAGUUAUGAUUUUGAAUUUCUUUUCUAUCAUACCGAAUGCAGUUCUUGAUUCGGGCUGCAACCUAGCCUAGGUAUGUUAGUGGUUAGCUGAAAACACUUCUGUUUUGGCUAAAGCCUGUGCGGGUUGUAACCCAAGAAUAAAUCCCUUUUUUUUUUUUUU